Messenger RNA from Menidia menidia (Atlantic silverside), 4004 nucleotides. NCBI's taxonomy places the organism in Eukaryota, Metazoa, Chordata, Actinopteri, Atheriniformes, Atherinopsidae. The record is from the annotation of a GenBank genome assembly.
CUACGUGCUUGAGCCUGCCCGAAAAUGUUCUCCCGUGUUGUUGGAUUUCGAAGGAGCGCAGGACUUUGCAGUGAAAUAAUACAUUUUUACCGGUGAAGGAAACAAAAACAGUCCGCAUGUUUUUCGACUGAGGGCAUUCACAGUGCCAUUUUUUGGUCGAACUGUGAUUUUAAACGACUCCAACGGGAAGUUUACGUGCUCGUUUUUCCCGGAGUGAUGUCGAAUCCUGGGAGUCGGAGGAACGGGUCCAGCAUCAAAAUCCGACUGACAGUAUUAUGUGCCAAGAACCUUGCAAAGAAAGACUUCUUUCGUCUGCCGGAUCCAUUCGCCAAGGUUGUCGUGGAUGGGUCGGGUCAGUGCCACUCAACAGACACGGUCAAGAGCACACUGGACCCCAAAUGGAAUCAGCACUAUGACCUCUAUAUUGGAAAGACAGACUCCAUCACCAUCAGUAUAUGGAACCACAAGAAAAUCCAUAAACGUCAGGGAGCAGGUUUCCUGGGCUGCAUACGACUGCUUUCCAAUGCCAUCAGCAGGCUAAAAGACACAGGAUACCAGCGUCUAGAUCUAUGUAAGCUAAACCCCUCUGACGGUGAUGCAGUGAGGGGGCAGAUUGUAGUGAGCCUACAGACGCGAGAGCGCAUUGGCAGCGGUGGCCCUGUGGUGGACUGCCGAGGUCUGUUAGAAAACGAUGGGCCUGUUUUUGAGGGAUGCUUUAGUGAAGAACCGCUGCCCUACUCUGACCCCACGGGUGCUGCUGGGGGUGGGAACUGCCGCCUCGACUCCCCGGGUCAGGAGGGCCGUCUUCAGACACAGCGAAUCAGAGGGCAGGACUCCAGAGGGCACGGCCACACCCCUCAGAACAGACCUCAUGGGCACCAGCCGCCUGACCUGCCAGAGGGCUACGAGCAGAGAACAACCGUGCAGGGCCAGGUGUACUUCCUUCACACGCAGACAGGCGUCAGCACCUGGCACGACCCCCGGAUACCCCGGGACCUGGCCAGUGUCAGCUGCGAGGAACUUGGUCCUUUGCCGGUGGGCUGGGAGGUCCGAAGCACCGUGUCUGGACGCAUCUACUUCGUGGACCACAACAAUCGAACCACUCAGUUCACCGACCCACGUCUACACACCAUUAUCAGCCAGCAAUCCCAAGUCAAGGAAUCGUCCCAGGCUCCCCAGAUGGAUUUGGGUGUUGAGGAGGGGGGAGGUGGAGGGGUGAGCAGUGGCGGAGUUGGAGGAGUUGGAGUUGGAGGAGGAGGAGGAGGAGGAGAAGGCGAUGUGGCGGCCCGCUACGAGAGGGACCUGGUGCAUAAGUUGAAGCUCCUCCGCCAUGAGCUGUCACUGCAGCAGCCUCAAGCGGGACACUGUCGCAUAGAGGUGUCCCGAGAGGAGAUUUUCGAGGCUAGUGCCAUUUGCUUCUGGUUCACUGAAUCAUAUCGACAGAUAAUGAAGAUGAGGCCGAAGGACCUGAAGAAACGUCUGAUGGUGAAGUUCAGAGGCGAGGAGGGCCUGGAUUAUGGUGGAGUGGCAAGGGAAUGGCUGUACCUUCUAUGUCAUGAGAUGUUGAAUCCCUACUACGGCCUGUUCCAGUACUCCACAGAUAAUAUAUACACACUACAGAUCAACCCUGACUCCUCCAUCAAUCCCGACCACCUGUCGUACUUUCACUUUGUGGGCCGCGUCAUGGGCCUCGCUGUGUUCCACAGCCACUAUAUCAACGGCAGCUUCACGCUGCCCUUCUACAAACAGCUGCUAGGCAAACCCAUCCAGCUCAACGACCUGGAGACCACUGAUCCCGAGUUGCACAAGAGCCUCGUGUGGAUACUAGAGAACGACAUCACGUCGGUGCUCGAUCACACCUUCUGCGUGGAGCACAACGCCUUUGGGAAGUUCUUGCAGCACGAGCUCAAACCCAAUGGCAGAAAUAUUCCCGUCACAGAGGAGAACAAGAAGGAAUAUGUCAGACUGUAUGUGAACUGGAGGUUCAUGCGUGGAAUCGAGGCUCAGUUCCUCGCUCUGCAGAAGGGAUUCAGUGAGCUCAUCCCGCAGCAUCUCCUCAAACCAUUCGACCACAAAGAGCUUGAGCUCAUCAUCGGCGGGCUGGGAAAGAUAGACCUCGCCGACUGGAAGACGAACACACGCCUGAAGCACUGCACAAGCGAAAGCAAUGUGGUGCGGUGGUUCUGGCAGGCGGUGGAGGCCUUCAGCGAGGAGAGGAGAGGACGACUCCUGCAGUUUGUCACAGGCUCCACCCGAGUCCCACUACAGGGGUUCAAGGCGCUGCAGGGCUCUACAGGUUCUGCAGGACCAAGACUCUUCACCAUCCAUUUGAUAGACGCCAACACAGACAACUUGCCCAAGGCCCAUACGUGUUUCAACAGAAUAGACAUCCCUCCUUACGAGUCUUACGAGAAACUUUACGAGAAACUGCUGACGGCCGUGGAGGAGACCUGUGGCUUUGCCGUGGAGUGAUGGAUCCAACUCCCUUUCAACAAACAGUCACACCUGCUUGCACUUCCACACAACUGUUCUGACAUUUUGCAUAUAUUUACACACAAACAGACUCUCAACUACACACAGCAGCCAAGCAUCACAAGGAAACACACAGUCUCUUGCCUCCUCCACAACACCGAACUGUUGGGGGCCUAAAGGAGGAAGCACAGCAAGAGGGGGGUGGGGGGAUUUUAAAAUUUUUCAACGUUUUGGAGAAGCAUUUUUAUUCUUCAGUUUUAACAAGCUAUGAGGUCAUUCUUCCGAAUGUCCAAUCACAGCAAAUUUGACUCCAGUGGCGCUCGAGUCUCUGGACAGAAUCAGCCAAUCACGGACGAGCCUGCGAACAGAGACUUAAGAUUUGUGAAGAACAAGACAAAGAGCGGUCGUCUUUCUCUCUGACAAGCUGAUCGAUUGACUAGUAUUCAUGCUUUAUGUUUAACCACUGUCGUGUGUGUCUGCAUGCAUGUGAGGGAGAGACAAUUUUGUUGAGUUUCUUUGUAAGUUUUUGUGUGUGCGUGUGUGUAUGUGUGUACGCGUGUGUGCGUGUGUGUGUGUGAAGCAUGGCACUCGGUUAUGCUGUAAAAAUGAUCAAAUGAGCCGGUCCUCCGUUUAGUAACUUUUUGUCUCUUACAUUUGUAUCUGCGACCACUCUGAUCCACUCUGAUAUUUUAUUAUUUAUUACUAAGUGAUUACUGACCAAGCUGCUAUACGCUCUACAACGAGCCCUCACUAAUCUCUUAAUUCAGCCCUCUACCAGAGUUGAAGGGUCAAUUCUAAUGCAAUUCAAGUAAUCCACAAAGUGGGUUUUAUUGAAUUUUGUUACUUUUUAUUUUUCUCUAACAUUCAUAUUACUGUGGAGAAAUGCUCUUGUCAGUAUAUGAGAACUGUAGGUCUCUUGGUGUUUAAGAUACCAGGUUACAUAUGUUGAAGUGAAAGGGAAAUUACUUUUCCUGGCCAUGGUUUUUAAAAACUAACUCAUCUGGCAGUAUGAAGAUGUCUGAGGGCAUGUCUCGGAUUUUUUUUGUUGGGUUUUUUAAAUUUUUUUAAAAUCAAUACGAGCCUCAAGGAAGGAGAGAAGUUUUUUUCGGGAGAUUUCAUUUGUGACCUAAAAUAAAAUCUCUUAAGCCUUUCAUACAUAUUGCAUUACCCAUAAUGCUAUAUUUUUACUCAUGUUUCUCAGCCCUUUUUUUCACCAUCGCCCAAAUGUUUGUUAAAAGUAGCCAUCACGCUUAAGACCACCAUGAAUGAGACUUUUCAGUCAUCAAAGCUCCAUUGAAGCAAAUGAAAUCAAACUUAAAUGUUGAGCAAGUUACAUGAAAUGGAAAAAAAAAAGGUUUGGAUUUGCUGUAGAUUGAAGACUGUUACGCAGUAUUAUUUCAAUCUGCAUUUUCUAGGGUCUGAGUUCACUGUGGAAUGGAUGCAAAAGUAUUGUAACUUACAAUGUACUAAACAUUUAUGAAAAAAUACAGUGUAAAUAAGAUUAUAUCUAAAGAUAUUAAAUUGAAAAUACA